AUGAGCAAAGCUGCGAACGAACCGGUUCCUCGUCUGCACCUCCUCCUGCACCUCCUGCUCCUGCUGCUCCUCCACCUGCUCCUAGUCUCAGCGGGGGGUCCAGCGCGCUACUUCGGCCAGAUCCCAGAGAACUCCCCGGCCGGGACCCCGGUGGUCGGGGUGGUCUUACCGCUGGAGACCGGCAGCUGCCCCGGAGCGGACCUCAGGGCCGGCCUGAAGGGGGACUACAAGGAGGACUUCCAGCUUGUUCGCCACCGGGGCAGCCGGGUCCACUGGGACCACCUGGGUCACCUGGACCCCCGGUGGUCCCGGGACCACCUGGUUCUGGUGUCCUCCAAAGUGCUGGACCGGGAGUUCAUCGCGAUGUACCAGCUGACGGUGCAGCUGCCGUCCCGGUGCCGGGGGGGACCGGCCGCGGUCCGGGUCCAGGUGGAGGUGUCGGACCGGAACGACAACACCCCCCGGUUCACCAGCGGGAACGUGACCGUGGAGGUGGACGAGCUGACCCCGGUCGGGACCGAGCUGGCCCGGUUCGACGCGAGGGACGGGGACGCGGACCGGAACGGGCUCGUGAGCUUCUUCGCGUCCCCGGAGGUUCCUGUGCUGCACGUGGGCCCGCGGACCGGACGGGUGACGCUGGCCGGGUCGCUGCGGGGGGUUCGGCACGUGACCCUGCGCGUGCACGUGAGGGACGGCGGGGACCCGGUUCUGCUCGGGGACCCGGUGCUCCUGCACGUGACCGUGCACCGGCACCGAACCAGCAGGGGGCCGCGGGCCGUCCCCGAGGAGCCGGUCUACACGGUGACCGUUCCGGACCACGUCCGGGUCGGGGACCUGGUGUUCACGGUGCCGGACCAGCGGUUCCAGCAGCGCUGGUUCGAGGUUCUGUCCGAGGCGGACUCCCCGGUCCAGGUGGAGCGGGACUCGGGGCGUCUGUACCUGGCGAGCCGCCUGCAGGAGCCGGCCCACGUGACCGUGAAGAUCCAGAACCGCAGAGGUGAGGACUGGUACCUGAGCAGACUGACGCUGAGCAUGCCCAGUCAGGCCGACCUGCAGUGGGCCAUGUUCCCCUCGCCCUACCUGGGCACCGUGGGGCCCGACGCCGCGCCCGGCGCAGCAGUGUACCGGCUGUUGGCACGGCAACGAGACGGGACGCAGGCACAGGCCCAGUUCCUCCUGCUGGACGGUGGGGACGAGUGCUUCGAGGUGGACCGUCGCUCCGGUGAGAUCCGGACCACCGGACGACCUCUGACCCCCAGUAAGGAGUAUCUGCUGCGGGUGCAGGCCGUGGACGAGCACGGACGUAAAGGGGCGUCGGCCACGGUUGCCAUCCUGGCCGGUUACCGGCCGCCGCAGUUCACCAACGCCACCUACAGUCUGGACGUAGCAGAGAACACAGCGGUCGGACAAUCAGUCGCUGUGGUUCAGGCCGUCUCCUUCCAGAAGAAGAGUCUGUCCUACAUGCUGCUGGUGAAUCCUGGGAAUCUGUUCAGCGUGCACCAGGAGAGCGGAGCGCUCAGCCUCACCCGGGCCGUGGACUACGAGAGCGGCCACCACGUCCACACGCUGCAGGUCCGAGCCGCCGAGCCCGACACCGGCCUCAGCGGCGUGGCAGAGGUUGUCCUUCAUGUAACGGAUGAGAACGACUGCACACCUGAGUUCCUCCACUCCAUCUACACCAGAGACAACAUACCUGAGAGCAUCGCACCUGGGAGCUCCCUGCUGCAAGUUCUAGCCCGGGACUGUGACUCGGGCGUAAACUCGGAAAUCUCCUACUUCGUCCACGGCAGCGAUUUUGACAUCACAUCAGGGGGUGUGGUCAGCCCCGCCCACUUCCUGGACUACGAGCGACCCAAUCACAUCUAUGAGUUUGUGGUGGUGGCUGUGGAUGCGGGCACGCCCCCCCGCACCGGCACCGCCUCCGUCCGCAUCCGAGUCUCCAAUAGCAACGAUGAGGCGCCCGUCUUCUCCCAGAGCGUGUAUAAGACCUUCCUCAGUGAGGACGCUGGUCCCGACACGCUGGUCGCCAUCGUCCACGCCAAUGACCCGGAUGGAGAUGCCGUCUCCUACGCCAUCACCGGUGGCAACGAGGACAGCAACUUCCUGCUGGACAACCAGAAAGGCAUCAUCAAGCUGCGGCGAAGCCCCCCCCCCCGGCUGCGAGGGCUUCAGUACGUCCUCAACAUCACGGCCACGGACGACAACGCGUCCGGCGGCCCGUUCCCGCUCAGCAGCGCCACCCAGGUCAUCGUGGGAAUCAACGACAUCAACAACAACAAGCCGGUCUUCCAGGAGUGUCAGAACUACAGCCUGAACGCCGCCGUGCUGGAGAACCAGCCGCCGGGCACGUUCGUGCUGCGCGUCCGGGCGCUCGACGCCGACAUGGGGGUCAACGGAGAGGUCAAGUACGGCAUCAUGCACAGAGACGGCGUGUCGUCAGGUUUCGACAUCGAUCCCGACACCGGCGUCAUCACCACGGCGAUGAGUUUCGACAGAGAGCGCCAGCGGGAGUUCACGCUGUCGGUGACGGCCACGGAUCAGGCCGAGGAGCCGCUGAUCGGGAUCUGUCCGAUCACCGUGGUCGUCUCCGACCAGAACGACAACGACCCCAAGUUCCAGAACAGCCGCUACCAGUACUUCCUGCGGGAGGACUCUCCGGUUGGAACUAGUUUCCUGCGAGCGGCGGCACACGAUGACGACCAGGGCAGCAACGCGGCCAUCACCUACUCACUGUCCAAUCAGGAGCCAGCGUACCUGCACAUCAACCCCAGCACUGGCUGGAUCUACGUCAAUCAUCCCAUCUCACAGACGUCCAGGAUCAGCCAGCAGAUCGUGGCGUCGGACGGAGGAAACCGCAGCAGCUCCGUGGAUCUGACCGUCAUCAUCACCAACGUUCACAACCAGCCGCCGCAGUGGGAGGAGCCCGGCUACUGGGUCACCGUCCCCGAGAACACCGCCCGGGACGCCAAGGCUCUGACGGUGAAGGCCACCUCCCCCCUGGGCGACCCCCGGGUGACCUACAACCUGGAGGAGGGUCAGGUGCCAGAGACCAACAUGCCGGUGCGUUUCUACAUCAAACCGAACCGCGCCGACGGCUCGGCGGCCAUCUUGGUCGCCGAGAACCUCGACUUCGAGACGACUCGCUCCUUCACGCUCCGAGUGCGAGUUCAGAACGUGGCCGCCGUGCCGCUCGCCUCCUUCACCAGCGUCCACAUCAACGUGACAGAUGUGAACGACAAUGUUCCCUUCUUCCUGUCGUCCACCUACGAGGCCACGGUGCCCGAGGGCGCCGAGGUCGGCACGUCGGUGGCUCAGGUGUCGGCCACGGACCUGGACUCUGGUCUGCACGGGACGAUCCGAUACUCCAUCCUGAGGGACGAGAGCGGAGACUCUCAGUUCUUCAGCAUCGACUCGCGUAGCGGCGCCAUCGUGACCCGGGCGACCUUCGACCGCGAGCAGAAGGCCUCCUACCUGAUCGAGGUGCAGUCACAGGACGGCUCCGAGUCGGCCAGACCCGGACAACAGGGACAGCCCAACACCGACACGGCGUACGUCAGGAUCUUCAUCACCGACGUGAACGACAACGCGCCGGCGUUCGCCCGGCCGCUGUACGAGGUGAGCGUGGAGGAGGACCAGGAGGUCGGCUUCGUCCUCUUCACCGUCACCGCCAACGACGAAGACGAGGGGGCCAACGCUAAGCUGCGGUACCAGAUCACGGCGGGAAACGCCCUUGGCUCCUUCGACGUGGAUCCCGAGGUGGGCAGCGUCUUCGUGGCGAGGGGGCUGGACUACGAGACGGAGCAGCGCUACGAGCUGCGUCUGGUGGCGUCCGACGGGAAGUGGGAGAACCAGACGCUGCUGCAGGUGACGGUGGUCAACCACAACGACGAGGCGCCGGUCUUCAGCCGCAGCGAGUACCAGGCCGCCGUGGAGGAGGAGCUCAGCACGCUGCCCGUCUUCAUCCUGGAGGUGUCGGCCACAGAUCCCGACCAAGAAGCCGACCAAACCGCCGUCCGCUACUCGCUCCACGGCCAGGGCGCCGGGGGGGAGUUCACCAUCGAUGAACGCACUGGAAGGAUCUACGCCCAACGCCGCCUGGACCGCGAGGAGCGACCGGCCUGGAGGUUCCUGGUCCUCGCCACAGAUGAGGGAGGGGCGGGACUCACAGGAUUUGCCGAUGUGCUGUUAGAAGUCCAAGACGUCAACGACAACGCCCCCUUCUUCCCGUGUCCGGCGCUGGAGGUCGACGGUUGUUUCGUUGGCGAAGUGCCUGAGAACUCGCCCGCAGACACCUCGGUGAUGGAGAUGCGAGCGAUGGACCUGGACGACUCCAACCAGGGCAGGAACGCCAUGCUGACCUACAGCAUCAUCAAGAACGUCCGCAAUGAGAUCAACCUCAACCUGUUCUCCAUCAACGCCACCACGGGAACCAUCUACACCGUCCUGCGCUCCCUGAACCGGGAGGUGGAGGACCGCUACCUGGUGGUGGUGGAGGCCAGGGACGGAGGUGGACUCGCGGGGACGGGGACCGCCACCAUCACGGUGUCAGAUGUCAACGAUCACCCGCCCGUCUUCACUCAGAGGAUCUACACCACUCAGGUGACAGAAGACCUGGAGGUGAACAGCGAGGUCCUCGUGGUUUCUGCCACAGAUGGAGACGAGGGCGAGAACGCCGUGGUGACCUUCAGCAUCGUGGCGGGCGACGAGGACAGGAAGUUCUUCGUGGAAACGGACAAACUGAACCGGCGUGGCGUGAUAAAGCUGAAGAAGACGCUGGACUUUGAAAAGCCUCACGAGAGAACGUUCAACCUGACCCUGAAGGCCGAGGACGCCGAUUUCUUCAGUCUGGCGUUCUGUCUGGUUCAGGUGGAGGACGCCAACGACCACGCCCCCGUCUUCCUGCCGCAGUUCUAUGAGUCGCCGGCCAUGUCCGAAGACGUUCCCGUCGGGACGAUCGUUACCCAGGUUACCGCUUCGGAUCUCGACUCGAGCCAAAAUGGCCGUUUCUCCUACAGUAUCUCCAGAGAGUCCGACCCGUUGGCUCAGUUCCUGGUGGACCAGGCGGGUUGGGUGGUGCUCGCCGACUCGCUGGACCGGGAGAGAACCUCCCAGCACCGGAUUAUGGUCCUCGCUACCGACGCUGGGACUCCGCCCCUGACAGGAACCGCCAUCGUGAUGGUGACGGUCCUCGAUGUUAACGACAACGGGCCGGAGCUGGAGGUCGCCUACGAGCCCGUCGUCAUGGAGAACACGGCGGCGCCUCAGGCCGUUCGGAUGAACAGAACCUCGCUCCUCCUCCACGCCACCGAUCCAGACACCUCCACCAACGGCGGACCGUUCUCCAUACGACUCCUCAUGCUCACCUCGGACGCCACCAACUUCAACUUGACCGACUUUGGGAACGGCAGCGCCGCCGUCACCGCGCUGCGGACGUUUGAUCGCGAGCGGCAGAAGGAGUACCGCCUCCCGAUCCUCAUGAUCGACAGCGGCUCUCCUCCAAUGAGCUCCACCAGCACACUGACCGUGGUGAUUGGAGACAGAAAUGACCACCCCCACUCACCAGGACACACCCACUUCAUCGUGUACAGUUUUGAGGGUGACCUCCCGACGACGGCGCUCGGACGCGUUCAGGCGCCCGACCUCGAUGACUGGAGUGAGAAGGUGUUCCGCUUCCAGGGCAAACCAAGCAGGUUGUUCAGUCUGAACCACAGCUCGGGGCAGCUCAGCGUGCGGGAGGCCACGCCCCCGGGGGCGUACCUCCUGCAGGUGGGCGUGUCCGAUCGCACCUGGCCCGACGUGACCUCCACGGCCCGGGUGGACGUGGUGGAGCUGCAGCAGGACGCCAUGCAGAACGCCGCCUCCAUGCGCCUGGCCAACCUGACCGUGGAGCAGUUCUUCAGCAGCAGUGGAGGUGAGAGUCGUUUCUCUCGUCUCGGUCGAGCGUUGGCUGAACUCCUCCAGACUCUUCCAGAAAAGGUCCAGAUCUUCUCUGUGGGCGCCGGGGGGGGACGGGGGGAGGAGCUUGACGUCUGGUUCGCUGCUCGCGGCUCGCCGUACUACAAGAAGGAGAAACUGCACGGCUACGUGGCGGCGAACAAACUCAAGCUGGAGGCCGCGGUGGGCGUGUCCAUCUCUCAGGUGGGCGUGGACGACUGUCCGCACGCCGGCUGCGAGGCGGGCUGCAGCAGCGAGGUUUCCUUCGGCCGGACGCCGGUGGCGCUCAGCUCCGGGGACACGACCCUGGUGUCGCUGGCGGCCGCGACCUCGGCUCGCUGCGGCUGCCGGGGUCGAGAGGUCGUCCCACUGCCCUGCUCCUCCUACCCCCCCCCCGGCCCCUGCUUCAACGGGGGCACCUGCCAGGACGGGCCCGUGGGACACAGAUGUCGGUGCCCCCCCCUGUUCGACGGGCCCGAGUGCCAGCAGACCAAGCACAGCUUCGGGGGGCGGGGCUACGCCUGGUUCCCGCCCAUCACGCCGUGCUUCCAGAGCCACAUCUCCCUGGAGUUCCUGGCCGAGUCGGCCAACGGGCUGCUCCUCUACAACGGGCCCCUGGGCCCCCCCGACUCGGCGGAGCAGGAGGACUUCAUCUCCAUCGAGCUGAGGAACGGCGUUCCAGCUCUGAGCAUCAACCACGGCUCGGGGACGCUCAGCCUGCAGCUGCCCCCCCGAUCCACCGCCACCGACCGCCGCUGGCAUCGCCUCGAGGUCAUCAGCGACGGGAAGGCCGUCCAGCUGAUUCUGGACCAGUGUGGGGGGGCUGCGGUGAACGAGGUGGAGGGCGUGGGGGGGGCCACGCAGGAGGUGGACGAGUCCGGCUGCAGAGCGUCAGGAGAAACACCCGGGAACCAGAGGUAUCUGAAUGUGUUCCAGCCGCUCCAGUUGGGGGGGGUGAAGGAGGUGAAGGAGACGUCUCCUCACAGACGUUUCCAGAGUUUCACCGGCUGCAUCCGCAACCUGGUGGUGGACAGUCAGGUGUACGACCUGGCGUCUCCGGGUGAGAGUGUGGACAGCGCCCCCGGCUGCCGGCUGACCGACGGCGUGUGUGUGACGGCCGAUCGUCCGUCAUGUGGUCCGCACGCCGCCUGCCACGCCGCCUGGGGCUCGUUCAGCUGCCGGUGCCACCCGGGGUUCACCGGGCACAAGUGUGACACAGUGGUCCCUGAGUUCUCCCUGGACUCCGGCAGCAUCGUGCGGUUCCAGCUCCGAGGCGGCGGCAGCUCGCGGCGCACACACGUCCAGAUGCUCGUCCGGACCCGAGCCGCCUCGGGCACCCUGCUCUCCGUGGCGUCCCGGGACGCCAGCGAGUUCAUCGUCCUGGAGGUCACUGAAGGUCACCUCGCCGUUCGCGCCAACCUCGGUGACGGCGCCGGCGCCCUGCGGCUCCUCAGCCAGCGGGUAGACAUCGGGCAGUGGGUCCUGGUCAGCCUCAGUCGCCAUGACAACGUGUUCACCCUGCGGCUGGAGCAGGGCGGAGGGUCGCGGGAGGUCGAGGCGCCGCUGGGGAGCCGCAGGGAGAUCGUGGUCGACCCCGGGAGCGUGACGGUCGGGAACGGCCCGAACGCCGGAGACGAGACGGCGAACUUUCACGGCUGCCUGCGGGACGUGCGUCUGGACGGCCAGCUCCUCCCUCUGGACGGGCGGAGCCGGGACCUGGUGACGGUGCUGGAGAGGCGUGGCCUCAGCGCCGGUUGCCCCAGCGAAGCCUGCAGCAGCACGCCGUGCCGCGGCCCGCUGCGCUGCAUCGACCUGUGGAGGAAGCACCAGUGCAGGUGUCCCGGUGGUCAGGUGACCGAGACCGAUGAGGCGGGUCAGCCGCGGUGCAAGCCCUCGCCGUGCGGCCUUCACUCCUGCCGGAACGGAGGCACGUGUCAGGCGCUGUCGGCCGACAGCUUCCGCUGCCGGUGCCAGGAAGGGUUCAGAGGUCAGCGCUGCGAGCUGGGGCAGGUCAAAGGUCACCGGCUGGCCGCCCUCAGUCCCAGCUCCAUCCUCGCCAUCAGCAUGUGUCUCCUCGUCUUCUUCGCCGUGCUGGUGGCGGUGACCGUGUGGAACCAGAAAGGAAGCCGCAACAAGUUCAGGAAGCGCGGAGUUUACCACAUCCCUGCUGAGCACGAGAGCUGGGAGGACAUCCGGGAAAACAUCCUCAACUACAAUGAGGAGGGGGGGGGCGAGCAGGACCAGAACGGGUAUGACAUCACGGAGCUGAAGCGUCCCCUGGGCUCCAGCUUGUCUCAGUCCUCCUCCUGCACCACCGCUCCGCUCCUCAAGUCCUCCCCCGGCUCCCAGGAGGAGGUGCACCCCCCCGGCUCCCAGGAGGAGGUGCACCCCCCCGGCUCCUCCUGCAGCUCGGGCGCCCCGUACCUCAGCAUCCCGCAUCACCACCACCAUCAUCACCAGCACGCCGCCGCCAGCCACAGCGGCGACGCAGCCUCCGCCCACUACACCGCCCUCGCCGGCAGGGAAGUGGAGACGAGCGACGCAGGAAGUUGCGCCGACGCCGGCCACCAGGGGGCCCGCUCCCACGUGGACUUUAAGAGCUACGUGUCACGGAUCAUCUGGGAGGCCGACAAUGACAGUGAGGCGUUCCCGCCGGACGCCUUCCAGGUGUGGUGCGUGGAGGGCUCGGGGUCGUCGGCGGGAAGCCUCAGCUCGCUGGGGUCGGACGCCUCCCGUGGAAAGGUCAACGCCGCUCGGGGCCACGCGGAGGAAGAGGAGGAGGAGGAGGAAGGAGGGUUUGUGUACGAGCGGCUGUCGCGGUGGGGCCCGAGGUUCCAGGCUCUGAGCGCCAUGUACGACCGGCCUCCGCUGCGCCUCACGCACACGGACGCCAUCAGCUACAUCCAGAGGAGCCACGAGCAUCUGCCUCAGCACCACUAG
Molecule: messenger RNA, 8874 nt
Organism: Limanda limanda (common dab)
Lineage: Eukaryota; Metazoa; Chordata; Actinopteri; Pleuronectiformes; Pleuronectidae
Product: neural-cadherin
Exons: 34
Coding region: 1-8874 (2957 amino acids)
Biological process (GO): homophilic cell-cell adhesion
Cellular component (GO): plasma membrane
Molecular function (GO): calcium ion binding
Source: RefSeq, a predicted model, not a curated record